AUGCCGCAAGACAUGGAGAACAAGUGUUGUGGGCGAAGAAAUUGUGUUUCGCAAACAAGGCGCUUUCGAAAACUUUGCUUAGACGCAAAAUAUUUACUGCUUUGUGCCAAAAAUACAGCAGAUAUCCCCAAUGACAGACAGGACAGUAGUAGCCGUACUUUCCGCAAGGCUGCAUAUAGAAACUAUAUUUUAGACACCCAUGGUUACCUUGGAAAAAGGAAGAGGAAAGUUGUUCCCUCUUGUUGUGUACUUUGCAUUCGCCGACACUACCCUUCUGCGACGGGUAUAUAUAUGGGGUUCCGACAGCAAUGA
This is a messenger RNA of Porites lobata, 312 nucleotides long. Lineage: Eukaryota; Metazoa; Cnidaria; Anthozoa; Scleractinia; Poritidae. The record is from the annotation of a GenBank genome assembly.